UAAAGGUAUUAGAGAUGGACUACGCACGGAGUUUUGCCCAUUCUGAUUCCUUUACCAGCUUUAUUCAGAAGCCAGCUGUGGUACUCCGUCUUGUCACCACGUUUAUCAUGAUGCUGAUAUUUUCCUGUGUAUUAGACAAGGGCUACAACCAGGCUAACGUGUGCGAAUACAACCACAAACAGGGAGCAUGCAACUACACUGUGGGUAUUGCUGUCAUUGCUUUCUUUGCCGGCCUGGGCUUUCUGGCAGUCACCUACUUCUGGGAACAAAUCUCCAACACUGUCACUAGGAAAUAUGUGGUAUUCGGGGACAUGUCGUUCUAUGCAUUCUGGGCAUUCCUCUUUUUCGUUGAUUUCUGUUUUAUAACUGAUAUGUGGAGGAAAACUCCAGAUGCUACUAAAACAAUAAUGAGUGCUAUGACAAAGUCUAAUCUACAAUUUACGAUCGUGUGUUCGCUGGUCUGCAUCUUUUUACUGGCCCUACAAGCAUACAUGGCCUACAAGCAACUGAACGAAAUACAGAACGACGCCUCUGGUCUUGGUGGCUACAACGAUACCGCUGGAUUUGCUGGCAGCUACGGUGGUGCUCCUUUCCCGCCCCAUACAGAGACAGCUGGUGGUAACUAUCAGAGUCCAUAUGCCUCAUAAACAUGAUGUAUUGUUACAAGGCCCUGGUGGCUAUUGGUGCUUUUUACAUAUUAAUCAUUUCACUAUACGUGCAAAUUCAGAGAUGUUGUCGAGUUUAGAGAUGAUCUGUAAUACUUUCCCGUUCAUUGGAAUGAUUGGCCGGAGGAAGUUGUUAUAGAUUGCAUGAUUAUUUAUAAGAGUUUAAUGACUUGUAAUAGUGAAUUAUUUACGGGGAAGUGGAAAUAUUUUAAGUUGGCAGAUGACAUCCAGAGGCAGAACCACUGGUUCUUGUGACACUUAGCAGCACAGACUUAUCAAAAAUGUGACACGCUGUUACGUUUCAAAACAUAGUAGUUCUGCCUCUGUGUGUCACCCACCUUGUUAAAUCAUGCCAAUUUAUUAUUGAUCUUACCAUGAAAUGCCUUUAAAAUGAGCAAUUUCGAUAGAUUUUGGGGACAAAAUGUGAUUUUUAUUUUGAAACUCGCACGUUUCGUCUUCCUUGCUCCUUCUAGAUGUGCAUUUAAGUGAAUUUGUGACUUUCGUUUGAGACUUACAUUUUGUUUUGGUUUUUGAUUUGUCUACAAGUUUUAUAUAUGUCAGUAAUGUUUGCUUAAUGAUAA
This is a messenger RNA of Bolinopsis microptera, 1246 nucleotides long. Its product is annotated as synaptogyrin-2-like. Bases 15 to 647 code for a protein of 210 amino acids. The transcript is spliced from 5 exons. Gene Ontology annotation, cellular component: neuromuscular junction; synaptic vesicle membrane. The record is from RefSeq and is a predicted model, not a curated record. Lineage: Eukaryota; Metazoa; Ctenophora; Tentaculata; Lobata; Bolinopsidae.